AUGAAAUUUGAUUGUUCUUUUGCUUUCACCAUUUCCUCUCUGUUUCUUAGGGCCAAAAGGUUUCCUAUAAAAGUUGAAAGCAAGACUUCUUCAGCCUUAUACAAGGGAAACCCGGUGUUUUACAUCUAUCUCGAGACUUCCUGGGAAAAGGAGUCAUGGUGUAAAGCCCUUCGUCUUGCUGCUUGCGAAAACCAGGAAAGGUUUAUUUGGUACUCCACCAAAUUGCAAGAAGAGUUCCGUAGUUACGUGACGUCUCUUAGUGCUGCAUAUCCUUCAUUUAUGAAACCAUCAGUUGGGUUUAGCUUCGAGACACUUGACAAAGGGCACAGAACAGAUGGCUCUUCCUCAAAGGUUCGCUUAUUCUUGAGAAGAUUUUCAAGGAAGCGAUCAAAUCGUGAAGACAGGAAAAACUCUGUCCGUUCUCAUCCAGAUUCACAACAUGGAAGUAGCUCAGGGAGGAGCGUCUCAGGAAAGAAGAUGGGAGAUAAUAUCACAGAUGAAACUGAUGUGCCUAUUUUGUCACGUUCUGUGAGCCAUAGCAGUCAUAUGUCUGGGGUUUCAGAUGGAGACUCUGAAGAGAGGUUUGACAUGGAUGAAGGAACAUUGGCGUGGAACCUGCUAAUUUCUAGGCUAUUUUUCGAUCUCAAACGGAAAGCAGGAGUGAAGAAUGUUGUGCAAGCACGAAUCCAGCGGAUGUUAUCCAACAUGAGGACUCCGAGCUACAUAGGCGAACUAAUCUGCUCCGAUGUUGACACUGGAAAUCUCCCACCUCAUAUACAUGGUACUCGAGUUCUUCCAAUGGAAAUGAGUGGUGUGUGGGCAUUCGAACUAGAUAUUGAAUACUCUGGUGAAGCGGUGAUUGACGUUGAAACUCGGGUUGACAUCCGUGAGGUUGAUCUGCAAAAAGACAUAGCCGACGCAAGGUUGCAGCCAAGUUCUGCAGGGGAAGUCCCGUCAAACCCCGUUGAAGAUUUUGAAAGGCAAUUGGUCAUCCCUGUGGAAACUGUCGAUGCAGGAGAAAUGAAAACCGGUGGAGCCAGUAAAACAGAUGAAUGCAAGGGCUCAAAAGGAACGAAGGCAGCUCCAAAUGGUGUAUCCAGGUGGAAAUCUAUCAUCAAAACCAUAGCAGAACAAGUUUCCCAGGUUCCUAUCUCUUUGUCAAUACGGGUGUCUUCUCUUCGAGGGACACUGCGAGUACACGUGAAGCCGCCUCCUUCUGAUCAAUUGUGGUUUGGAUUCACGAGCAUGCCUGAUAUAGAAUUUGAUCUCAAAUCUUCUGUUGGGGAACACAAAAUCACCAACAGCCACGUUGCAAUGUUCUUGAUCAGCCGGUUUAAGACAGCAAUACGAGAAGCGGUGGUUCUUCCCAACUGUGAAAGCCUAACGAUUCCUUGGAUGAUUGCUGAAAAAGAUGACUGGGUUCAGCGCAAAGCUGCUCCAUUCAUGUGGAUGAAUCAAGAAUGCAAUCACAAUAGUACCCAUGCAACAGAAGGGAGAUCUAAAUGUGACAAGCCACCGACUUAUUCCUCCUGUGUUCAGUCUGAGCAAAUGCAGAAAACUGCAGACGCCACCCAGAAGCCUGUUAUUUCUGAAGUAGGGACUACGUCUUCUUCUUCCUGCCCUCAGUCUGAGCAAGUGCAGGAAACUGCCAAUGCCGUCCAGAAACCGAGUACUGAAUCAGAGGCUAUUUCUACGCCAUUGACAAAAUCGACAAGUGUAACAGUAGAGAGGGACAAGUCCUUGGACGAACUGAAAACCCCAUUACUGCGACCCAGCAGUAGUGAAAAGCACGACAUGCAUUCAAGAGGCAGCACCAGAGACAUUCCGGUUGUUCAAUCACCAUCUAGCUCGAUGGUUUCAAGCGAAGAAGAUGACGCGAGGGGAAAGAAACCGGGAAGAAGAGCAAGGAUGUUGGAUCUUGGGAAGAAAAUGGGGGAGAAGUUGGAGGAGAAAAGGCGUCACAUGGAGGAAAAGAGUAGACAGAUUGUUGAAAAGAUGAGAGGACCUUCUUGA
Molecule: messenger RNA, 2013 nt
Organism: Microthlaspi erraticum
Lineage: Eukaryota; Viridiplantae; Streptophyta; Magnoliopsida; Brassicales; Brassicaceae
Source: the annotation of a GenBank genome assembly